UCCCACACUAGUGGAGCUCCACGGUGUGAGCUGUGAUCCUCAGUCCUGCACAGAAGCAUCUCCAGGAGGCGGAAUUGUCCACGCUACAUGAGCACAGGAGGAGGACGGGAGCAGUGGCCAUCCGACUAUUAUUACCGGGUCUUGGACACACCGUACAAAACACAGCACCUUCUUUGGGGGUCUCCUGCCCCCCCUACUUCAUACCCUUACGAGCGAUGGCAUCCGUGGAUCGAUCAACGGGAGCGCGUUGAGGCUCUGAGUGAUGCAGUCUCUGUUUGGCGGAGGGGAGCUGGGGCUGCUCGGAGGAGGUAACGACGCAGGCGGCCUGAAGGAGGAUGGCUGCGGCAGCGUGGCAUGGCGCCCUUCGCCCCUGCCGCCUGAUGACGUCUACUCAGCCUCCCACUUUGCCCUCAUCACGGCCUAUCAGGACAUCAAGACGAGGCUGGCCUGCCUGGAGCGAGAGAACACCAGUAUCAAGAGGAAGCUCAAGAUUUAUGAGAUCAAGUUUCCUAUGAUCAGCGAGUUUGGAGACGACAGUAACUCCUACUGCUCCUUUGAGAGCAAGGAGACAGCUCUGCUGCACUCGGAGAACGGCAACCUGCAGCAGAGAGUCAACGUCCUGACCCACGAGCUCCAGAAGAGAAAGGAGAGGGAGGAGCAGUUGGAGGAUGUGAUCCAAGCCUAUGAGAAGAUUCACAUGGAGAAGAGUAACCUCCAGAGGGAUCUGGACAAGAUGACCAGCCUGGUUGAGAAGCACGUCGAGCGUAUCCUGAGCCUGGAGUCAGCUCUGAGGCAAAGGGACAACUCCUUGCAGAAACUCAACAUGCAACUGCACAGCAAAGACAUGCAGUAUCUACAGCUGCACGCUGGCCCAGAGGCACACAUGCUAGACUGUCCAGCUUUGACCCUUCAGAGCUCCCGCAGCUUAGACGCCCUGUCAGACCUGAAACUGCAGCGACUGGAGGCGGAGCUAGAAGGGGCGCGGCAUGAGGCCCAGGGGGCGUGUCAGCGGGAGGAGGAGCUGAAAACCGAGUGUGAGAGACUGAAGGAGGAGAUGAGACAGCUGCAGAACAGCCAAAGGGAGAGGCAGGAAAUGACUUCGCCAUGCAAGCAGUGUGAUGUGGAGUGGAUAAAGAAGGUGGGAGAUGAGCAGGUAAAUCUAGCUCUGGCCUACACAGAAUUAACAGAGGAGCUGGGUCGCCUUCAAGCAUUGAGCGCCAAGCAGACAGAGAUUCUGAGGAAAGCCUCACAGGAGCAGGCAAGCCCAGUCCAACUCCACUCUCCGAUCCACCACCAGCGUCACUCUCCAGUAUCUCAGCGUCAUUCACCCAUCUCACAGCGUCAUUCUCCAGUCCAUCCUCCGCCGCACCACUCCCCGAUCCAACAGAGACGCUCUCCAUCACUGCAGCGCCUCUCCCCCGACAUGCACCGCCGCUCGCCCCUGCUGGACGUCAGCGAUGGACCGGCGUCCUACUCCUGCCGGCCUCCCACCCAGCACCUGAGGGCCAGCUUCCAGGGCCGUCGCAGUUACUCAGAGGUUGCUGACCCCUCUGCAUACCAGUGCCCACCCCGCUUCUCCUUAGACCCUGUCUCAACCCUGCCUAAACCCAGGCCCUAUAUUGAGGGCUACCCAAAACAGCAGCCUCAGCAUGUGGGCUCCCCUCACAGUGGACUGCAGCACAGAAGCUCCCCCUCUCCCCUUCAAGGCAAUGCAGGAGGAGACAGCAGCCAUGGGGAGAGCUCCAUGCGCCACUCAAGAGAGAUGCCAUUCCCUUUGUCAGAGGUGGCCCACCUGCAUUUUGAGCCCCCUCCCCCUUCCACACCAGCCCCCCAACCACCACAGUCCUCUGAGGAUGAGGAGGAGUGGACCUGCCCACACCCUGUUAGCCCACCACGGACACUGGGCGUGCUCUCUGCUGCAGUGCCCACGGGUGUUAUGAGAGGGCCAGCAUCCUGCUCAGCCUUCCCCAUCCCUCAGAGGUCGAACACCCUCAGCUGCCACCCACAGUCAGGGUACAUGUCUGCAGAACAUGCUCAGUCCUGGCCCUCCAUCAAUCUGUGGAUGGAGACCGAAGAAAGUGACAUGCGCAGCUGCCCUCUCUGCCAGCUGAUAUUCCCGGUCGGUUACCCGGACGAUGCUCUCAUCAAGCACAUUGACUCCCACCUGGAGAACAGCAAGAUCUGAUUACCAUGGCAACAAGCCUGCACACAUCCGUGCUCUCUUCCUAUAGAUUAUGUAAGAGAUGGGCAGACCUGGCCAUUUGGAAAGUCAAAUGUAGAGUCACAGUUGAUCCGUUUGGGGGCGAGUACCACUUAGCUAUGUGUGAAAAUCUAAAUGGUAGACAUGCAAAAUGGCACAGGGCCCCUUUUUAUUUGGUCCCCUGCUUGACAAAAGUAUCUUAUAGUUGUGAAUCUACAUGCAGAGUCCUUUAAGAGAGCUUUAGAAAAAAAUAUCAGUGUAAAAUCACUGGCUCUGGUUGCUGCUGUUUUGUUGAGUAUUGUUGCGUGGUUCCAGGCGGUUUCAGGUAUCGUGUCGUUUAUGCUUCACAGUGUAGUUUACUUUGAUUUAGCAAAGUAUGCUGAGGAGGAACAGGCUUUAGGGGCUCUGCUCGUAACAGGCUAGCGUCGGUGUUCAUCAGUCAAAUGAUCAGGGAGAACAGGCAUCUUCGAAUAGCUCUGUUUUGAUCAGGCUAUUUGCACCACUUAGCUUUAAGUACAGUUUACCUUUGAAAUUUUCUAUCACAUUUACUACAUUUUGCAGAGGAGCCUGUGCAGUAAGCGCCAAGGACAGUGGCUUACCAGCUGGCUUAUUAAAAUGAUCUAACAGACACACAAACAGUAGACAAAAGGUUUCUAAAUUCUUUAUGCUGUAAAGGACUGUCAUGACACAUAUUAUUGGCUGUCUGUUAAUCAGGGUUUGAUGCCACUUCACUUUUAGAAAUAGGUUUGUAACCGUAUAAAACAUUCCACUGACAAUAUCUCAUUUACAGUUAUUAGCUGAGGACAAAGGAAGUGGCAAGCAGAUGAAUAUGACUGUGAAAGUAUGUUUGGGUGUCGGUAUAAAUCAAAUGGUGGUUUGCUGAUGCCCUGCAGGGCGGGGCUCUGAUGUUGAUGCUUUUUCUUUACAAGUGGAAGGGAAAUUUUAGUGAGAAUAUACUUUUAUGCUUGCAGCCUGUUGAAAAAAAAAAAAAAUCUUAGCACUUUAAGUUAGGAUAGCCUACUUGUCGGUUCUCAGUCCCCAUUUAUUUUUCAUGUAUAAUUUACUAUUUAUAUUCUCUGUCAGUAAUUUUGGAGGCAAAAAAAACAAAAAGGAAAAAAAACAAAACAAAACAUGAGGAUAUAUUUUUGCAGAUAUUGACGCACCACGUCUCUUGUUGGUGGCAUAUUUCUCCCAUGUGCUUGCACACUGUUGUAAAUAAAGAAGGUCAGAAUAUCACCGUGCUGAUGGCAUGGGAUACUUUUCUUUUCUGAAGACUUGAAGUUUCAACUGGGAUUCUCCUCGGUCUUCCUAAAUAUCUGCCCUUCUAAACAGUUUGAUGUCAUGACUGCCCAGACCGCCCAACAAAAAGAAAAUAAAACACACAGCUGGCUGGAUGAAAUCAAGACUUCUGACCUGCUUUGAUAGUGUACUGUAUUUCUAUCUCGGAGAUCUAAUACCAGAAACGACAUUUCCAAUCAGCAAGUUAGCUCUGCAGGGUUUAAGCAAAGACGGUACUCUUCUUUUUAUACAUGGGAUUCAUUUUCAUCAUGAGUGAAAUUUUAACUCAAGAUCUAUUUCUGGGACUUCUUUAUUUAUUUAUUUAUUUAUUUAGGAAGAAAAAAAAAAAGUUACACUGAUGUCAGCUCCUCUGAGGCUUUCAGUUAAAUGUGCAGUUUCUAACUUAGGGGAUGCCCCCAAACACACACAACACACACAUAUAACCACGUAUAAAAACAGUUUUGAAGUUUCUGAAGCGAUUUAAGUGUGGUAGAUUAGAGCACACAAAGCAGCGAUUGGUAGUUAGAAUACAUGGAAUAGGGGUUCAAGUUUCUGAAGUACCUUUGAGCAACACUGAUUUUCAACUCUGGUGGUUUUUAUCCAAGUUGUGACUAUUUACUGAGGGUUUAAAGAAAAAAAAAAAAACAUUUCUUCCAUUGAAAAAAGACCAUGUUGGGGUAGAUAAGGCAGCACCGAGUUAAUUCUACCAGUAAAACCAUGAGGGCUUUAUGAUUCCCAGUUAUUAUAUACUGUAUGUAUUUUCCUAUAUCACUCUGUGUAAAAAUAUAUAAGCUGUGUACAGACAGAUAAUUGCAAGUGUGUAAGGCUAAUGCAACAUGUAUGUAUUCUAUCCAACAACUUCAAAUUGGAGUGUCUGUAAAUUAUAUAAAAUAUAUAAUCCUAGCCACCAAAACACAUAUAAAGACACCAGAUAUAUACUACCCUACAGUUUUUCCUCUCUUACGCACUAAGUAAUUGUAUGUCCUCUAGUGAACAUAUAUCCAACAGCCUGCAGAUGAAAACAUACCAGUCUGUUUGAAGCUGCGGGAUGCAUGACAUCUUGGUGUCAUAUGAUUAAAACAGUGAGCACUUUCAGGCAAUGUGAUGUUCAGACUGACGGAUCUGGACUGACGAUGUUACCACAAGUGCACUCGGUGUAAAGAGAAAUUAAAAUGAAUGUCUGUUAGAAGGUUUUGGGGGAAUAUUUAAUCGGUUUAUGACAUAUUUUUGUGCUUUGAUAUUUCUCACAUUUAAGUGAGAAAGACGCACAACAAGUCAGUUUGUAUUAAUAGUGCUGUAACAUUGCAUCACAAACUACAGAUAGAAGCAGAAAAGCCCAAAUCACAAGCGUGUAAAUUGCAUCUGGAAAUUCCAAGUUACAAACAUCAACUUGAAGGUAACCGCAGCUCAUAUACUUGUGGUUUAGAAGAUGUUUUUUUUUUUAUGUGAUACAUCUGAAAAUUUCUCAGUUUUUUUUUUUUUUGUUUUGUUUUUUUGUUUUUCAGAGGACCUAUGUUGGUAUACAACCAAAGAUGAGAUUAUUUCCUGUAUUCUGAAAAACAGAGGGCAUGGCAACAGUUUCAUGUUCACGUCAGUGUGUGAAGACACUACAUUGUGGUUAAUGGUAAAUGGAGGUUUAGAGCUCCAGUCGUUGGACAGCAGGCGAUGCAGAGUAUGACAUGAGACACAGAUAUGUAUGCAGCACCACUCUUCUUUGUUUCACUGUGUUCAUCUGCACAUGUAGAAACUACGCUGGUGUUGUCCACAUAAACAUUACACAGUCUAGUUCAGCUUUAAUAUGUUCUUUUAUUGUCAAAAUGUAAGGCAAAUCAAGAAAUCAGCUGCAAAAUCUGAUACCAUCUUGUCUCUGUGCUUCUUUUUUUUGUGUCCUUAACAAAACAACUCCUAGGUUAACUCAGGAGAUUACCACACGCGUGAAUCCAGCCGUGGAAAAUUAACACUUUGUCAGCGCUGGAUUGAAUUGAAAAUUACCCAAAAAAUUCACACCCUGAGUCACUUUUACAUGUGGUGAAGUCAAAAUUUCUUGGCAUUUACUCAGGAGAAAAUGGCUACAAUCCAGCAGAAUUGCAGUUUAAAACAACAAAAAAAAAAAGAAAGAGAGACGGUACUCACUUGUGUAGAUCCACUCUCUAAGUAAUUCUGGUUCAGGUUUCUGUCCAAGGUGAUGUUAAAGCGCACAUGUAGACCUCAGUACUAAUGAACUCACCACAACACUAAUGAGUAUUGUCUACAGCCUUUGUGUGGUGGAAAAACACUGUUGGCGUUCAAGGAUUUUACAGGUGUUAUUAAAAAAGAUAAGAAUAACAGACGUAUAUUUAAAAAAAAUGGUCUUUCUUUGUCUGUAAAUAUUCGAAUAAAGAAACUGGAACUUG
This is a messenger RNA of Sphaeramia orbicularis (orbiculate cardinalfish), 5871 nucleotides long. It is a transcript of the gene tbkbp1, whose product is annotated as TBK1 binding protein 1. The coding region runs from base 263 to 2185 and encodes 640 amino acids. The record is from RefSeq and is a predicted model, not a curated record. NCBI's taxonomy places the organism in Eukaryota, Metazoa, Chordata, Actinopteri, Kurtiformes, Apogonidae. Gene Ontology annotation, cellular component: cytoplasm. The transcript has 10 exons.